AUGAGUUACGGUUUUGGACAACAAGCACCACAAAAACUACGAGACAGAAUCUGGGGCUUCGAAGGUGAAUGGCAACACGAUAUUUGUGGAUGUUUUCAUAAUAUCGGUGGAUGUUUGUGUGCAUAUUUUUGUUGUCCAUGUUAUUGUUAUUCGGUAUUCAAUCGAGCCGGUGAAUGGAUUUGUACUCCGUUUAUGUGUUGUUGGCCUGAUUCUUUAUUAGGACUUCGAACAAAGAUUCGUACAGGAUUUCGUUUACAAGGCUCUCUAUUCAAGGAUUUCAUGGCUGCAAUGUGCUGUCCAUGUUGCUUAUUAAUUCAAAUUGAUACUGAGCUUGAAUAUCAAGGUUUAUAG
Messenger RNA from Adineta ricciae, 351 nucleotides. Lineage: Eukaryota; Metazoa; Rotifera; Eurotatoria; Adinetida; Adinetidae. The record is from the annotation of a GenBank genome assembly.